CUCAAAGACCCAGACUUUACACGACCCAAUAAAGCAAAAAUUAAAUAAAGGAACGCAGUUUUCAUCUUCGAAUGCCCUCUCAAUAAUUUUGUUGUUUGUUUCCAGGGAAAAAAAAAUCAAGUUUUUUCUUCCUCUGGGGAGCAAAAAAAGAGUGGUUUUUUUGGGACUUUGGGUAGACUGGUUCAAUAACAAAGGGGGAUCCUUUCUUUGUUGGGUUGUUUUUGUUUUUUUUUUCUUGGGAAACAAACAUGAAAUGUUGUCAUCUGUUGUGGAAAGGUACGGUCUUGUUUUUGUUUCAGUUGUUUGUUGUCUUCUACUUGGUUUCAGGGAAGAUGGUUCCUGAGAAAAGGAUCUUAUUAGAGUUCAAAACCUCUGUUUUUGACCCUUCUGGGAUUCUUUCAAGCUGGAACUUUUCAAAGAACCCGAAUCACUGCUCUUGGUUCGGCGUUUCCUGCAAUUCGAGGUCUCGGGUCAUCUCCAUCGACAUAUCUGGUGGCUGUUGUGAAGGUAACUUUACUCGAGCUUGUUCUAGCUCGUCAAAGCUGUCUAAGUUUCCAUUUUACGGUUUUGGAUUGAGGAGAAGAGCAUGUUCAAAGGGGAAAUUGGUGGGGAACUUGUCACCUUUGGUUGGGGAACUUACUGAGCUUAGAGUUUUAUCUCUUGCUUUUAAUGAGUUCGGUGGUGAAAUUCCUUUAGAAAUUUGGGGCUUAGAGAAAUUGGAACAACUUGAUCUUGAAGGGAAUUCAUUUACUGGGAAGUUGCCUGAUGAAUUUGUGGGGUUGAGAAAUUUGAGGAUUUUCAAUGUCGGGUUUAAUGAACUUGAUGGCGAGAUUCCAGGGUCUUUGUCGAAGUUUGUGGACUUGGAGGUUUUGAACUUAGCUGGGAAUAAGCUGAAGGGGUCUAUACCUGGUUAUUUCGGUAGUUUUCGUAAUUUGAAAGUGCUUCAUUUGUCUAAUAAUCAGCUAAACGGGUCGAUUCUUGAUUGUUUUGGAAGUAAUAAUCGGUUUCUAGAGCAUCUUGAUAUGUCGGGGAAUUUCCUAGUUGGGAGUAUUCCUGGUAGUUUGGGGAAUUGUCAGCGGUUACGGACUCUUCUGUUGUUUUCCAACAUGUUGGAUGGUGUUAUUCCUAGUGAGCUUGGCCAGCUGCAUAAGCUUGAGGUUCUUGAUGUUUCUAGAAACAAUCUUAGCGGUGUUAUCCCCACGGAGCUUGGAAAUUGUGUUCGGUUGUCCGUUCUUGUGCUAUCUAGUCUCUUUGAUCCCGUGCUGAGAGGGCAGGAUUCAAGUCAAGAGCUGUCGUUUAGAUUGCUGUAUUCUACUACCGAUGAGUAUAAUCGUUUUCAAGGCUCCAUUCCAAUGGGAAUCACAACCCUUCCAAAGCUUAAAGUACUUUGGGUGCCCGGGGCGAAUCUGGAAGGGAAGCUACGGAGAAAUUGGGGUGGUUGUGAGAACCUGGAAAUCGUAAACUUAGCUCAGAACCACUUUGAUGGGGAUCUCUUUGGAGUGUUCCAUGGAUGCAAGAAACUACGCCAUCUAGAUUUGAGCUCAAACAGGCUAACUGGAGAGCUUGAUGAGAAUCUUCAUGUUCCUUGCAUGACACUUUUUGAUAUCAGUGGGAACCUCAUGUCGGGAUCAAUCCCCAGGUUUAAUUUCGCUGUCUGCCCCGGUAUUUUCUCCUUAAGUUCUGAACUUCUCCAAACCCGUGAUCCAGCAACUGCUUAUCUAUCAUUCUUUACAUAUAAAACACAUCUCCAAACGAUUUUGCCAUUUUCGGGUUUGAGAGCUGCGCUGUUUCACAAUUUUGGUGGAAAUAACUUUUCCGGUUCACUCCCAUGGCUACCGAUUGCACCGACAAGACUGGCUAAGCAAAUUGACUAUGCAUUUCUUGCCGGUGGAAACAAUCUCACCGGUUCAUUCCCAGGAAGUUUAUUUGGAAACUGUAAUAAGCUCCAUGGGAUGAUUGUUAAUGUUAGCAAUAACAGAUUGUCCGGUCAUAUUCCAUCCCAAAUUGGUGAAAUCUGCAGAUCCCUUAGAUUUUUGGAUGCCUCUGAGAAUCAGAUUGAAGGAGUGAUUCCUCAAAGUUUCGUGGACUUGAAGUCCCUUGUUUUACUUGACCUGAGCGGUAACAAACUUAGAGGUCCAGUUCCUGAAGGGCUCUGCCAGUUGAAACAUCUCAAACACCUCUCCGUGGGAAGCAACAACCUAAGUGGUGCCGUUCCUUCUAGCUUUGGACGGUUUCGUUCCCUCAAAGAGUCAGAACUUUCAUCAGAUUCACCGUCUGUACAAACAGAUGAUCUGACAGCCAACACUGAAGAUUCACAAAAUGCAGAAGCUCCUCCUUCGGGUAACACAACUGCCAAUAACAGUUUAGAUCCCAUUGAGAUUGCAUCCAUAACAUCUGCCUCAGCCAUUGUUUCAGUUCUUCUAGUUCUAGUCAUCCUAUUCUUUUACACCAGGAAAUGGGUUCCGAAGUCCAGGGUUCAGGUUUCUGAAUCAAGGGAAAUUAUGGUUUUUGUCGACAUUGGGGUUCCACUGACGUAUGAAACUAUUGUCCAGGCAACCGGGAAUUUCAGUGCCGGCAAACGCAUUGGAAAUGGAGGUUUCGGUUCCACUUACGUGGCUGAAGUAGCUCCAAGAACCCUAGUGGCAGUGAAAAAGCUUGCUGUUGGAAGGUUCCAAGGUAUUCAGCAGUUCCAUGCUGAGGUAAAAACUCUCGAAACAAUGCGGCACCCUAAUCUCGUAACUCUAAUAGGGUACCAUGCCAGUGAAUCAGAGAUGUUUCUCUUAUAUAAUUAUUUACCGGGUGGUAAUUUAGAAAAUUUUAUCAAGGAAAGGUCCACAAGAGCUGUAGAUUGGAUGAUUAUUCACAAGAUUGCUUUGGAUAUAGCCCAUGCACUUGCUUAUCUACAUGAUGAAUGCACCCCAAAGGUACUGCACCGGGAUGUCAAGCCGAGUAACAUAUUGUUGGACAAUGAUUGUAAUGCUUAUCUGUCUGACUUCGGAUUAUCAAGGCUUUUGGGUUCCUCUGAAACCCACGCAACAACUGGUGUAGCCGGCACGUUCGGAUACGUUGCACCCGAGUAUGCUAUGACCUGCCGUGUGUCCGAGAAGGCUGAUGUUUACAGCUAUGGCAUUGUGCUGCUCGAGUUGAUAUCAGAUAAGAAGGCUUUCGAUCCAUCAUUCUCCUCUCAUGCAAACGGUUUCAAUAUCGUCUCUUGGGCCUGCAUGCUGCUGCGACAGGGUCAAGCAAAGGAUGUGUUCACUACAAGGUUAUGGGAAACAGGUCCUCGAGAUGAUUUGGUGGAACUGCUGCACUUGGCCAUAACGUGUACGGUCGAUAGUCUCACAAACAGGCCAACUAUGAGUCGAGUUCUCCGACGGUUGAAGCGAAUUCAACCUUCUUCCGUAUGAUGAUAUAGUUUAUAGUUGCAUGACUUGAUCUAAGAAGGAAAAGCUCAAGUGUACAAAUCAUAACUUUGCAUUUGUGAUUUUGGCUGAGGCAGGUUUGCCAUUGCAAUAUAAUAUUUUCCUUA
This is a messenger RNA of Hibiscus syriacus, 3529 nucleotides long. RefSeq names its product LRR receptor-like serine/threonine-protein kinase RPK2. The coding region runs from base 249 to 3407 and encodes 1052 amino acids. Gene Ontology annotation, molecular function: protein binding; protein kinase activity; ATP binding. Gene Ontology annotation, biological process: protein phosphorylation. The transcript has a single exon. Lineage: Eukaryota; Viridiplantae; Streptophyta; Magnoliopsida; Malvales; Malvaceae. The record is from RefSeq and is a predicted model, not a curated record.